UCUGCUUUGAACUCUCACGUUCCUUAAGCUUCUCAAAAGCUCUUUUAACGUCUCCUCUAAGGUAAAAUAGUUUCUGCUUUUAUUUAGUUUCUUCUUCUUCCUCCUCUGCUUCAACAUCUCCACGUCUAUACUGAAGAAACAAAGAUGAAAUAUUCUCCAAGAUCUGACGGCAGAAAGUUCAUCAUCCCUUCUUUCUUCUUCAUCGUAGCUCUCUGUCUAUUAGCUUUCAUCAACGAAGUCAGAUUCGACAGUUUGUUGAGCUUCGGACGAUGUGCUUUGUCCAAUGUUCCGAGGAACAGCAGUUCACUGGAGACUACGUUGCUGUCUUCUUCUUCAGAUGAUGAGAUUAGGAUACUUAUUGGGAUUCUUACGCUUCCCGAUCAGUACCAACGCCGGCAUUUUCUCAGAAUGAUCUACGGCACGCAGGAUGUUCCCGCCGGCGUUAAGAUCGACGUUAAGUUUGUGUUCUGUAACUUGACUAAAGAAGACCAGAAAGUGCUUGUCGCUUUGGAGAUCAUGCGUUAUGAUGACAUCAUCAUCCUCAAUUGCAAUGAGAAUAUGAAUAAAGGCAAGACCUACACAUACUUCUCAAGCUUACCAGACCUAUUCAACGAAACCGAUGCACCAAACCCACCGUACCACUACGUAAUGAAAGCCGACGACGACACGUACAUAAGACAAGAAAGCCUCGCAGCAUCUUUAAGACCAUUACCUCGAGAAGAUCUCUACUAUGGCUACGUCAUUCCAUGUCCAAGCAUGGACCCGUUCGUACAUUACAUGUCGGGAAUGGGUUACUUAGUCUCGUGGGACAUCGCGGUUUGGCUCAAAGACUCGGAGAUUCCCAAGAAACAUUUAGAAGGUCCUGAAGACAAAGUGUUUGGUGAUUGGAUUCGAGAAGGAAGACGUGGGAAGAACCGGUUUAACGCUAAAUGGUCCAUGUAUAAUUUCCCCGAGCCACCGACCAGAUGCACACAUGAGCUAUGGCCUGAUACUAUUGCGGUUCAUUUGUUGAAGAACCAAGAGAAGUGGAUACGGACAUUGAACUAUUUCAAUGUUACUAGCAAUCUUAAGCCUUCUAAAUUAUACCACAUACCGUAGAUAUAUACAUCUGAUUUGUUAUAAUUUAUACUUAAAUUACUUUUAAUUGGUUUUGUGAUUGUUAAUGUCUUAAAAUUUUUGAAUAAUCAUUUGUGUAACCAAGGAUUUCAAAGUUAAUUAACAGAAUACUUGUGGGCGCUUUUAUGGUGACCCAAAAAA
Molecule: messenger RNA, 1257 nt
Organism: Raphanus sativus (radish)
Lineage: Eukaryota; Viridiplantae; Streptophyta; Magnoliopsida; Brassicales; Brassicaceae
Exons: 2
Coding region: 145-1098 (317 amino acids)
Cellular component (GO): Golgi membrane
Molecular function (GO): hexosyltransferase activity
Source: RefSeq, a predicted model, not a curated record